Messenger RNA from Rotaria sp. Silwood2, 972 nucleotides. NCBI's taxonomy places the organism in Eukaryota, Metazoa, Rotifera, Eurotatoria, Philodinida, Philodinidae. The record is from the annotation of a GenBank genome assembly.
AUGAAUACUGAAAUAGAAAUUCAGAAUGUAGGAAAUAUUCCUGUAGCAGAAACUGAACCAGUUGUUGUACAACACCAUCGUUUAAGUUCAACAAUGUCUAUUAUUAUAUUUUCUUAUAUUGGUGUAUUAAUUCGUCUCGGUCUAGCUUUUCUUGGAAAUGAUAAAACACCAUUAUGUGCAGCUUUUUGGCCAAAUUUUGUUGGAUGUUUUAUAAUGGGUUUUGUUGUUGAACAAAAAAUACAUAUUCACAAACAUUUCACUCAAUUAUAUAUUGGUUUAACAACUGGUCUAUGUGGUUCAAUUACUACAUUUUCGGGAUUAAUGUAUGAUUCAUGCUUAGCAUUAUUUGGUCCAUCAAGUCAUUUUACAUAUCCUGUAUCGAAUUAUUUUGCUGUGAUAUUUUCAGUUUUUUCUGCAUCAUUUAUUGGAUUUAUAGUUGGUCGUCAUUUAAGUAUGUUUGUUUUUCCAUCAUCAUCAGAAAAAGUUCCAUAUUCAAAUGAAUUUGUACAAAUUUGGCUUUUUCCACUAUUGAUUAUUCUAAGUAUUCCAUUAUUAGUUCUUUUAGCUGUUCUCGUACCAGUUGGUCAUUAUACAUACUUUAUUUAUUCCGUCAUAUUUGCUCCAUUUGGUUCAUUAACUCGAUACAUAUUAUCAAUUGUUUUUAAUACCAAUUCAAACUUUCCACUUGGAACUUUAUUAGCUAACGUAAUUGGUUCAUAUAUUUAUUUAGGAAUGGUAGCAAUAAAUGAAUAUGUGCAUACAUUAUCUCCUCUAAUUAAACAAAUAAUUAUUAGUAUUAUACAAGGUUAUUGUGGAUGUUUAACAACCGUUUCAACAUUUAUGUUAGAACUAGAUACAAUAAAAAAACGCAAAUAUAUUUAUGCCUAUGUUAUAAUUACUUUAGUACUCAUACAAAUAGUUUACAUUAUUUUGGCCAGAAAAUUUUCAUUUCUUUGUUCACCACAAUCAUAG